Messenger RNA from Cooperia oncophora, 1047 nucleotides. The record is from the annotation of a GenBank genome assembly. NCBI's taxonomy places the organism in Eukaryota, Metazoa, Nematoda, Chromadorea, Rhabditida, Trichostrongylidae.
AUGCAGUUCGAUUCGGGCUCUUCACGGAUCAUUCGGCAUGGAAUCAGAAGCAAUGUAUCACGAAUUAAGGUGUCCAGCAAGACCUCGCCGUACUCGUGUAAUUUGCAAAUGUACAAUAUCCCUCCAUCAGAAGAGAUAAGUAUCGAGGAGUUUGAUGAAAUUGCCAUAGAACGAGUUAAAGCGCUCAAGGUUGUAGAGGAUGUUAAGGAACGGUACACGUGGGGUAGUGACGAGUUCAAAUCAGCAAUGAUUAGGGAGCUUUCCAAACAUAUGCCCAUCGCUGCAGGAACAUGUCUUCCUGCGGAUGUUGAACGAGCCCGCAGAAGAGAUGUGAUUGGUCAUUUUAUCCUGCGACUUGCCUUUUGUCGCUCACCGGAAUCCACAAAAUGGCUUGUCACUCAAGAAGUGGAUCUCUUCAGGUUCCGUUUCGUGGAGGAGACUAGAACAAAUAUACUCGCUUUUCUGAAGCAGAAUAAUGUUAAUCUGGAUGUGAUAGACAAAGCUGAACAAGAGGAACUAAUGGCUGACCUAGCUGCUGGUUGUGGUAUCAGCAUAGAUCAAGCCAGCAAGACUGACUUCUGGAAGGUGGAUUUCACUGCAGCGCUUGAUCUCGUUCGCCGUCGGCGUGCACUGGUACGCCGUGGUUUUGCUUAUAUCCAAUUUAAUGAUCUAGUGGUGAUCACCAGCGCAGCUCUACGAGCAAAUAUGACUGCAGCUAUGGCGCGUGCGUUCAAGCAUCUUGCAAUCGUGGAAGAAGAAAGUCGACUCCUUCCGAGACUUGCACGCUUGAGCAAUCAUGCUUACAGUGGGAAACAGUAUGCAGGAAAGGAAAACGACGGUAAAAUUACCCGGCAAAUGAUUGAUCAGUUGUGUGUACCAUCUUUCCCAUUAUGUAUGCGGCAGUGUCACACUCGAUUACGGGCCGAUCAUCAUUUGAGGCAUGGAGCAAGACGGCAAUACGGUCUCUUCCUGAAAGGAAUCGGCUUGUCUCUGGACGAAGCGUUGAUGUUCAUGCGUGAGGAGUUUACGAAAGAAGAUCGACUCUGA